UUUUUUCACAGUGAGGAUUCCUCGGUGUGCACGGUGUGUGUGUGCUGGAAGUAGAUGCGGGAGUUUACCUGGAGGACACACAUGUCGAACAAACAGUGGAGACUGUGCCCGAGAUAAUAGCAGAAGUCCCCGCCGGACCAUGGGACUGACGGAGCUGCUGCUCGGACUGCUGUGGUUCCGCUCUGCUGUGCUCUGUGCAGGCUGCAGUGAGCGGGUGGAGGUCCAUACAGAGCGGAGGGGUGUGAUCUACAGCCCCUCCUGGCCUUUAAACUACCCCGCUGGAGUCAACUGCAGCUGGCACAUCCAGGGAGGUCAGGGGGAGGUCAUUACCAUCAGUUUCCGAAACUUUGACUUGGCCGAGUCGGGGAAUUGUUUGGGAGACUGGCUCCUGCUGACUCCUACGUGGAAUGGGGAAUCCAGGCUGUGCGGCUCUAUGUUGCCUCCACCCGUCAUCUCCACCAGGGGGCGCGUUUGGCUCUACUUCCACUCUCAUGCCAACAGCUCCGGGCAAGCCCAGGGCUUCCGCCUCUCUUACAUCAGAGGUCAUCUGGGUCAGAGCAGCUGUCAGUCAGAUGAAUUCCUGUGUGGGAAUGGGAAGUGUCUUCCUCGCUCCUGGAAGUGCAACGGUCAGGAUGAAUGUGGCGACGCCACCGAUGAACGCAGUUGCUCCCCCCCUCCCACUGAGGCCCAGCCUGGCGUCUGCCCCUUCGGCUCCCUGCCGUGCACCGAGGUCCAGUCCACCCGCUGCCUGCCUGCCGCCCUGCGCUGCAACGGAGCCCGGGACUGCCCUGAUGGGACGGAUGAGCUGGGUUGCCCCGACACCACAUGUGGCAAACGUCUGGGGAACUUCUAUGGCUCUUUUGCUUCCCCAGAUUUUUUCCGGGCCAAUCGCAGCGCUGUGACAAAGUUGAGAUGCUCCUGGCUGCUAGACACCCAGGACCCGAAACCCAUUGUGCUGCAGCUGGACCUGCAGCUUGGGCCUGGAGAUUCACUGCAUGUUUACGAUGGCCUGCUGCAGCAGGCGGAGCAUCUCUUACAGGUGUUGUCGUAUCAUAACAACAGGCGCCUGGCGCUGCUGGAGUCGAGCCGAGGACAGAUGAGUGUGUUGUACAUGGCCCAGCCUCACAGCCCUGGACAUGGCUUUAACGCCACAUACCAGGUCAAAGGUUACUGUUUUCCUGGCGAGCACCCCUGUGGCAGCGAUCAGGGCUGCUACUCUGAACGGCAGCGCUGCGACGGCUACUGGCACUGCCCGUCUGGCCGUGACGAGGAGGCCUGCCCGACAUGCCCAGAUGGGGAGUUUCCCUGCGAGGGCGGUACCGGAGUGUGCUACCCAGCCUCGGAGCGCUGCAACAACCAGAAGAGGUGCCCGGAUGGGUCGGACGAGAAGAACUGCUAUGACUGCCAACCUGGAAACUUCCACUGUGGGACUAACCUCUGUAUCUUUGAGACAUGGCGGUGUGACGGGCAGGAGGACUGCCUGGACGGGAGCGACGAGAGGGACUGCCUGGCUGCAGUACCCAGGAAGGUCAUUACUGCAGCCCUGAUUGGCAGUCUGGUCUGUAGUCUGCUCCUGGUCAUUGCCCUCGGCUGUGCCCUCAAACUCCACUCACUCAGGAGCAGAGAGUACAGAGCCUUUGAGACUCAGAUGACUCGCAUGGAGGCAGAAUUUGUUCAGAGAGAGGCUCCGCCCUCUUAUGGUCAGCUGAUCGCCCAGGGUCUCAUCCCUCCAGUGGAGGAUUUCCCGGUAUACAGCCCCACCCAGGCCUCCAUGUUACAGAACCUGCGGCUGGCGAUGCGCAGACAGAUCAGACGUCACUCAACGCGGCGCUCCACCUCUUCCUCCUCUCGACGGCGUCUCGGGCAUCUGUGGAGUCGCUUGUUCCACAGUGGAGGGAGAGCCAGAGGCCACGUCCCACUGUUGGAUCCCCCUGGACACACACAGAUCACACUGGGGCUCCACAGCUACCGAACAGUGGGGGAGCAGGGGCCUCAGGCCAGGGCCAGGGAUCAGCUUGGGGAUGAGGUUGAUACAGUGGGUAGCGGCUCCAGCUGCUCAGCCACUAUGGAUCUGCAGCCCUACACGCCAGAGAGCCCUGCCUCACCCCUCUCCUCGCAGUCAGUGGACAGUCCAGAGGAUGAGGAGCCAUCACCUGUUAGCAGGGAAGGCACCAGGGCUCCACAGUCUGAGCCUCCCACUGCUGGUCAGAGUGACUCUUCAGCCCACAGUGGACUUCCUCCUAUCCCCCAGGAAGCCUCUGUGUCUCUAUGCCACCCCCGGGCAUCUAGGAAACUAGUUCUGGAGCUUGCUGUCAACCUUAAAGGUGUUUCCUUGAGACGUUACUCCCCUCUAGGGCCCCUGUCCCCUGUCUCACCCCCUGUGUUUCCCAGCAGCUCCCAGACAACAACAACCCAAUCUCACCCACAGGUUCCAGAGGUGACCUCACCCACUGAGCCCUUGUCUUCUUCUAUGAAAGCAGAGGACAGUGACAGCCCCUUUACUGUGGAAGUGCCAAGCAGGGACAGAGGAAGCAGGGAUGAGAGGAGGAGGGAGGGCAAGAGCAGGCUCUGCAGGUUCAGCAGGACCCGUAGCGAGGAGGGAGGAGAUUCGGGGAGGGAGACGACGCCAUCCUGA
Molecule: messenger RNA, 2635 nt
Organism: Seriola dumerili (greater amberjack)
Lineage: Eukaryota; Metazoa; Chordata; Actinopteri; Carangiformes; Carangidae
Gene: lrp3
Product: LDL receptor related protein 3
Exons: 7
Coding region: 140-2635 (831 amino acids)
Cellular component (GO): plasma membrane
Molecular function (GO): protein binding
Source: RefSeq, a predicted model, not a curated record